Messenger RNA from Trichomycterus rosablanca, 2277 nucleotides. RefSeq names its product bone morphogenetic protein/retinoic acid inducible neural-specific 3a, tandem duplicate 1 (gene brinp3a.1). Gene Ontology annotation, biological process: cellular response to retinoic acid; negative regulation of mitotic cell cycle; nervous system development. Lineage: Eukaryota; Metazoa; Chordata; Actinopteri; Siluriformes; Trichomycteridae. The transcript has 7 exons. The coding region runs from base 1 to 2277 and encodes 758 amino acids. The record is from RefSeq and is a predicted model, not a curated record. Gene Ontology annotation, cellular component: cytoplasm; neuronal cell body; dendrite.
AUGAGCUGCCAGUGUGUUGCUUUUAGACUGGCGUGUCUCAUGUGUCCAUGGGAGUAUAUUUUAUUAAGCCUUCACUGCUGGGUGGUAGCCUCGGCCGCGGGCUCCCGGGAUGCUGCUGGUGCGUUCGGCUGGCUUCUGUCGGACAAAGGGCCUUUUCAUCAAGCUCAGGAAUUCACAGAGUUUGUGGAGCGCUACCAACAGGGCUUCACCACCAGAUACAAAAUUUACAGAGAGUUCGGACGUUGGAAGGUGAACAGCUUGGCUCUGGAAAGAGAAAACAAUGGCAUUGGUUUGCCCCUGGACCCGGAGUUCAUGCAGACCAUCAGGCAGCUGGGCCGCCGUCCAACCCUCAGUGCCAUCACUGACAACAUCAUCAGAAAGUACGGAACACACUUCCUGUCUUCAGCUACACUGGGAGGUGGAGAGGCUUUAACUAUAUUUGUUGACAAGAGGAGGCUGAGCCGGACGGUGGACCUGACUGACUCCAACAGUACGGCUGUGACACUGGAGGCUCUUCACCAGCUGGCCGCCUCAUAUUUCAUAGACCGAGAGAGCACACUGCGCAAACUGCACCACCUCCAGAUCGCCUCCACCGCCAUCAAGGUGACCGAAACAAGGACGGGUCCUCUAGGAUGCAGUAACUAUGACAACCUCGAUUCUGUCAGUUCAGUUCUUGUUCAAAGUCCUGAGAACAAGAUUUAUUUACAAGGGCUGCAGGCCAUUCUGCCUGGGUACCUGAGGAGCCAAUUUGUCCAGGCAGCCCUCAGCUACAUCAGCUGCCACUCUGAGGGCAAAUUUAAGUGCACGAACAAUGAUUGCUGGUGUGAGUGCAGCGUGGAUUUCCCUCAGUGUAACUGCCCCACUGAAAACCUGAAGGCCAUGCAGGACAGCCUGAGGGUCAUCAGAGAGUCCUGGACACAAGCUAAUGUUGAAUUUAAGGAAUCAGAUGAGUUUCAGGGUUUUGUGAAAAGACUACCAACAUUUUAUGCUUUGAACACAUCUGCUGUUAGAUACUUUUGGAAAAACGAUCAGGCUGUAUAUCAGCGCUUUCAGCAACUGGAGACGAACACUCAACAGCUUCUCAGCAAAGCACAGCGGAUCGUCAGCAAACUCUUCACCCUCAGCAAGAGGUGCCGAACUCAGCCCAAAAUAUCCGUGCCAAAAGAGAGGUCUUUAACCUAUUGGCUGAACUACAUCCUCUCUGUUAUGUACUGCAGUGAGAAUAAUCAGCUAGGCACUUAUAUGGAGGAGAAGCGGAUCUGCUCCUGUCAGUAUGACUCCUCGUCCUGCCAGGGUGUCAUCCCAUGCACCGUAGGUGAUGGGCCACUUUGUGCUUCCUGUUCCUAUGAGAACCGCUCACGGUGUGCCAGUUGUAACCCAGGUUACACUCUGAGCCAGGGCAUGUGUAGGAACAUCAUUCCUGAUUCCAUUGACACCUACAUUGGCUUUGAGACUGAUCUUCAGGACCAGGAGUUGCGCUACCUCCUCCAGAAGCGAGACACAAGAAUCAGCAUCCACGCCAUGUUCAUUAGCAAUGAUGUCAGGCUUAACAACUGGUUCGACCCCUCGUGGAGGAAGAGGAUGCUCCUGACCUUAAAAAGCAACAAAUUUAAGUCCACUCAUGUGCACAUGCUUUUGGGCAUUUCCCUGCAGAUCUGCCUGACUAAGAACAGUACUCUGGAACCAGUGUUGUCAAUUUACAUCAAUCCUUUUGGAGGCAGUCACUCAGAGAGCUGGGUCAUGCCCAUAGACCAGAAUAAUUACCCUGAUUGGGAAAGGACCAAGGUAGAUAUCCCACUUGACUGUUAUAACUGGACGCUAACUCUGGGAAAUAAGUGGAAGACAUUUUUCGAGACUGUACACAUAUACCUGAGAAGCCGUGUCAGAACCGGCGGGAAUGGAACGUCCUAUUUCGAGCCCUUGGAGUACAUGGACUCCUCACGCAAUCUAGGCUACAUGAAGAUUAACAGCAUGCAGCUGUUUGGGUACAGCAUGCACUUUGAUCCCGAAGCGAUCCAGGACUUGAUCCUGCAGCUGGACUAUCCGUACACACAGGGCUCAAGGGAUUCAGCCCUGCUGCAGUUGUUGGAGAUCCAAGACCGAGUGAAUCGACUCUCUCCACCAGGUCAGCAGCCUCUGGACCUUUUCUCCUGCCUUCUGCGCCAUCGUCUAAAACUGUCCACCAAUGAUGUGGUCCGAAUUCAGGCCGCUUUGCAAGCCUUUAGUGUCAAGCAGCCCAGUUCAAAGGAGUAUGAAACAACCAAACUAUGUAGCUAA